Molecule: messenger RNA, 2563 nt
Organism: Chinchilla lanigera (long-tailed chinchilla)
Lineage: Eukaryota; Metazoa; Chordata; Mammalia; Rodentia; Chinchillidae
Gene: Icos
Product: inducible T-cell co-stimulator
Exons: 5
Coding region: 48-647 (199 amino acids)
Biological process (GO): T cell costimulation; T cell tolerance induction; cell-cell adhesion
Source: RefSeq, a predicted model, not a curated record
GUCAGUUUUGAACACUGAAGCAGAAGGCUGCGGUUGCUCUGGCAAACAUGAAGUCAGGUCUCUGGUACCUCUUUGUCUUCUGCUUCCAAGUUAAAGUGCUCGCAGAAGAAAUCAAUGAUACUGCCAAGUAUGAGAUGUUUACCUUUCAUCAUGGAGGUGUACAGGUUUUAUGCAAAUACCCGGAGACCGUCCAGCAGUUUAAAAUGCAGUUACUCAAGGGGAGGAACAUACUCUGCGAUCUCAGUAAGACAAAGGACAGUGGAAACAAGGUGUUCAUUCAGAAUCAGAUAUUCUGUCAACUUCAGUUAUCCAACAACAGUGUCUCUUUUUUCCUGAAUAACUUGGACAGUUCUCAUGGCAGCUAUUACUCCUGCAACAUAUCAAUCUUUGAUCCUCCUCCUUUUCGACAGAUUCUUACAGGAGAAUAUUUACAUAUUUAUGAAUCACAGCUUUGCUGCCAACUGAAAUUCUGGUUACCCAUAGGAUGUGCAGCUUUUGUAAUAGUGUACACUUGUGGGUGCAUAUUAAUUUUUCAGAUUAAAAAAAAGAAAUAUGGAUCCAGCGUGCAUGACCCGAAUAGUGAAUACAUGUUCAUGGCUGCAGUAAACACAGCUAAAAAACCUAGACUUACAGAUGUGACCUCGUAAUCUGGACCUCUGGUCUCCAGGUGUGUACCAUGCUGGCCAGUUCCCCAACACGUGAAAUGAGAAGUUCCCUUAUUUCCUGGACCGCAGACACCCUGACUCGAUUUGACUACAUAUAUCUCCUGCCUGUGUUUUGUUCAAUCUGGAUCAAUAACGAGAUCAGUCAAUAAGGAUUUUAGCAGACUGCCUCUGUAUUGCCGAGUUCUCUUGAAACGAACAUCCUCUUGCAACUAACCUUAUAGAAAAAAAGAUCUUGCUCGUGUGUGCUCAACAAACAGACCUCACUGGGAUGGAAUUCCUGCUACUCUGCACCUGCUCCUUGCAAUGUGUCAGCUAACAAAACAAAUAUGUCCACGAAAAAGUUAAAAGAUGUGAAGGGUAUUCAUCUGCAAACCAAACCGGCAGCCAAGUGCUAGCAUUUGUGCUCAUUUUAUGAACAGACUACCUCUUUCUGUAGCAAUGGGAUUCCUCUGUAAUUCGGACAGUUGAGGGAGAUGCUCCACAACUGUAACUAUUUUAUUUUGGAGAUGUUGAUUCAUACUAUCUUGUACUGGUACAGUAGUAGCUACUCAAUAUUCUCCUCUGAUUUCUGAACCUCAGUUGAGCACUCCACCAAAAGUUUAAAUGCCCUCUCUUGCCUUUAAUUUUUUUUAAAAAAUACUUCUACCUGCUUACUUGACAGCCAGUAACCACUCCGAAUAAGGAGCUAUAUCUACAUUUUUCUCCUUUGCUGUUCAUUGAAAUGGUGUUAAAUAUAGCACCUAUAAUUUGUCUAUAAUUUGCUUGUAUUCUCUCUAUGAGAAAAUUUCUGCUACACAAUGACAUCUUCUUUCCCCAAAUUUUUUAAAAAUUGUUUACUUUGUUGAGAUUAGUGAUAGGAAACGUUGCUCAGAAACAAAAGCAACUUCAUUUUAUUAUCCUGUUUUCUACCACUAUCUAUGUUUUCAUGGUGCUAUUAAUCACAAACUUGGCUGUUUUUGUAGAUGAUAUUAAAAUUGCAAAUGAACAAAUUCAUGUUUAAUUGGUAAGCAUUCUCCCAGGGUAGAGUGAAUCAUCCAUUAGGUCCAGAAGCUGCAGUGACUGGAGGCUCCUGCCAGACUGGAGCUAUGCUGCCUCUAGGCUUGACAGGUCCACACGGCCCCAGGAUCCCAGAGCCCUUCACACUGGAGUGGAACAUGAGGCUGCUUUGUCCUCAAGGCUGAAGGCACCUGGGAAUCAAUGUAGCUCUAAGUACAUUUAUACUGCUAGGAGCUGUGAAGAAGCACACAUGGGUCGGAGUACCGUUCCCUUUCCUAGAAGCCGUUCAGCCGAGAAACUGGCCCUAGCCCUUUAUGACAAUCUUCUUUCAGGUAUAUUUUGUCCAGGAAGUCUUCCAUACAUGUAACGUGUUAUUAUUCUUGCUGGAAUAUUUUCUCCACUUUGUCCACAUGCCCAAAGCUUCUGAAACAGCCAGUGUGUAUGCAGUCAAAAUUGUAACUCUAUCUAAAAUAGAGGUUACUUUAGUAGUUUCGAAUUUGUAGUUGCGUGCUUAGUUUACUUUAAGAGUGAGACUGGAUAUGUCAUUAUAUAUACUUAUGUUAAGCAUGUGUAAUGCUGGAUGUGUACAGUAUAGUACUGAAGUUAUUUGAAUCAAGUAUAAUGUUCUCUGUUUUCAGCAGACUUGGGCAAGCUGGGUGGCUUUGCAGAGGUGUCCCCUGAGUUGGUUGUACCUUCCUAUGUGGUGGUGAGGAUAGGCAGGCCUGGUUGCCCCAGACUGUAUCUUGAGGCAUCCUCAUUAUCUUCAACAGUGAGCAUUUCAAAAGGAACUAUUAAAGGAAAAAAUUUCUGUGAAAUAAAAACUGGUUUUAAGAAGAGCCAUUUAUCAGAUGGAUUUUAGCAGUAGUAGGAAUUUAAAAAAUAAACAUUUGAUAUAUGCAGCA